AUGAGUCGAGAUGCGUUCCUCGCUCGUAUGGCCUUGGGUCGAUCUCUGUACGAGGCACUCCCAGAAACUCCAGAGGUAGCUUCUCAGUCAACAAGAUCUAAUGAACAACAAUACAACGCCAGAGGCGAACCGAUCAGUCUAGCCACCACACGCCAGAAUGAAGCCUUGAUAGCAGCUAAAAACGAAGUUUUGGCGGCUGUGGGUGUCUGUGAAAAGAAAGACAAACUCAUUGACCGCAUGAGAGGGGAACUGCCUGAUGGUCAAGAUAGAGUCCAUCUCUCAGACGAAGAAUGGAGAAUCAUCAAAGAGGGCGAAGACGACUAUGGUGAACUCAUCCGGAUGACAGCAGAGACCUCGAGAAAUGUCCUGGAAUGGUGGCUUCUGGGUUUGAGGAGGAGACUACAGAUCGGUCUUGUUUCAUCCGACCUGAGUUUCAUGGACAUCUUGUCAGUCGAAUGGGCAUCAUUGACCGGCAAUGGAUUCUUCGGCGCUGUUCGGUUUCUCACAGUCGGCGGACUGGCAGAAGUCACAUCUCAACUCAUCAUAACCUUUGUCGACUGGUAUCUAGGUGAACAGAUCUUAAAGGCCAGCAAGAAGAUUAUCCGCCUGAAAGCCAGCACUAGGAAGCGGUUCCUGCUGCUAAGAUGCGUAAACUACAGCUACAAAGCCAUCAACGCCUUGCUCCAUCUUUCAGUCUACCCUCUAGCUUCCUUUUCAUGUCUGCAACAAUUAGGCCUCAUAUCCUCGAAGCCCCUUUUGCCUCCAAGAUCCUGGUUGGCACCUUGGAGUCCCGCAUCGCCUCUCCGUUGGGCUUUUCUCAACCAAGGACCGAUGAGGGACUCGAAGUUCCUGGGCUUGUUGGCUUCGCCAGCAGGCAUGUGGCUGAUCAUGGCCUUGCUCCAACAUUCUGCAGCGUCAGCUUAUGGCCAUGUUCCGCUGUUCGAAUACAGUUGUAUUUUAGGUCCUCACAACUCCACCUCCUCAUCGCAAAUCAGCGAUUCAGAGUCCAGCUAUCUAACGCCAUUUUCGUGGCUUCGGGACAAGCUGCUGCAAUCCUUGGGCUGGGCACCGGUUUCUGAUGCGCCAGAGAAAGAAACACAAGAUUUGACGCAAGAGUUGGGGGCAGCCAGCCAUGAAACAAGGACAGAAAGGCCUCAGCAUAAUAAGGCAACACGACACCGGGUCACCGAGCUCUCAACUCUACCCUCUAACCUCCUAGCUUUGAACCUUGAUUACCUCUUCUGGUCCAUAAUUUUAUUACCUCUCGACACAUUGCAUCUUACUUCGCUCUCAUCGGCGUUCGCCUCGAGCUCAUCAGCAAGAACCAGUGUUGAGCCUGGCAGAUCUGCAGGUCUGGUACCGGUGCUUGCAGCAUCAAGGAUGGCCAGGAUGAACAAGAUAGGCUUGUGUCUGGCAUUGGAAUUCACGCUGGACACAGCGGUUUGGGGAGGAGCAUUUCUCUGGGCAAGAUAUAUUGGUGUCUCUAGAUAUUUCUGGGGUCGUACAUGA
Aureobasidium melanogenum CBS 110374 is the source of this 1509-nucleotide messenger RNA. RefSeq lists its product as uncharacterized. NCBI's taxonomy places the organism in Eukaryota, Fungi, Ascomycota, Dothideomycetes, Dothideales, Saccotheciaceae. The record is from RefSeq and is a predicted model, not a curated record. The coding region runs from base 1 to 1509 and encodes 502 amino acids. The transcript is spliced from 2 exons.